AUGGCUGCACAGACGGGGAUUGAGGCUGCUCUGGCCAAGAUCAUGGAGGUUGUUCAGAAGCAGAAUGACGAAAUGUCUGAGCUGCGCCAGGAGUGCGCCCAGCUGCGCCAGUCCAACGGCGAGAUUGGCCAGCUUCUAAGAGAGGCCGUCCUGGGUCGUCGCGAGAGCACUGGCCUCGCAGUCUUCACCCCCGGUGGUGAUGGUUCCCUGCGGUCAUUCAGCCCUCACCCGUUGCCCGAGCUGUCUCCGGCCAUGAGAUACAUCCCGCCGCCUUCGCCCAGCCCACAGCUAACCGUUCCUGCCAUGGACCGUGAAAUCCCUGGCUUCUACGUCAUUAUUCCUGCCGGCGGUGCUGGUACUCGUCUCUGGCCUCUAUCCCGCGAAAACCACCCCAAGUUCCUCUUGGACAUUGACCUCUCCGGACGCAGCUUGCUCCAGUCGACAUGGCACCGUCUCGUCCCUCUGGCCGGACCAUCCCGCAUGACUGUUGUGGCUGGGCCGAGCCACUCUGAGGCCAUUCGGAAACAGCUCCCCCAGCUCGAGUCCGACAACCUCUUUACUGAGCCUGGUCCCAAGGACUCGAUGGCUGCCAUUGGCCUUGCUGCGGCCAUCCUCCUGCACCGCAAUCAGGAUGCCGUCAUUGGAUCCUUUGCCGCCGAUCACAUGAUUGCAGGCGAGGACGCCUUCCUCAACUCGGUCACCGAAGCCGUCAAGGUCGCCAAGGAGGGAUUCCUUGUUACCAUUGGUAUUGCUCCGUCGCACCCUGCCACUGCUUUCGGUUAUGUCAAGCUGGGUGACAAGCUGGAUGUUCCCAGCGCUCCUACAGCCCGCUUGGUCAGCUCGUUCAAGGAGAAGCCCGAUGCUUAUACUGCCGCCAAGUAUUUGUCAUCCGGCAACUACCGCUGGAAUGCGGGCAUGUUCGUCACCAAGGCUUCUACAUUGAUGGACUUGGUGCACGAGUAUGAGCCCGAACUGCACAAUAACUUGAACAGAAUUGCAAAGGCUUGGGAGGACAAGACGCAACGGGAGACUAUUCUCAACGAGGUGUGGCCUAGUUUGGAGAAGGUGGCCAUCGACAAUGCUAUUGCAGAGCCCGCUGCCGCCGAAGGCCGAGUUGCCGUCAUUCCUGCUACUUUUGGCUGGGACGAUGUGGGCGACUUUUCUUCCCUCGCCGAAAUGCUUCCUGCCGAGGUCAACUCGCCCAGGAUUCUUGGCGACCGCAACUUGGUUGUUGCCCAACAAGCCCCUGGCGGCAUCGUCGUUCCCGGGUCUGGCCGUCUGGUUGCCUGUCUCGGUGUCGAUGACCUCGUCAUUGUCGACGUGCCGGAUGCACUCAUGGUCACCACCCGUGCUCGAGCACAGGAAGUCAAGUCGCUCGUUGCCAGCUGCCGUAAAGCUGGGUUUAAAAAUCUCAUGUAA
Molecule: messenger RNA, 1419 nt
Organism: Metarhizium album ARSEF 1941
Lineage: Eukaryota; Fungi; Ascomycota; Sordariomycetes; Hypocreales; Clavicipitaceae
Product: mannose-1-phosphate guanylyltransferase (GDP)
Exons: 5
Coding region: 1-1419 (472 amino acids)
Biological process (GO): GDP-mannose biosynthetic process
Molecular function (GO): mannose-1-phosphate guanylyltransferase (GTP) activity
Source: RefSeq, a predicted model, not a curated record